Molecule: messenger RNA, 2873 nt
Organism: Gambusia affinis (western mosquitofish)
Lineage: Eukaryota; Metazoa; Chordata; Actinopteri; Cyprinodontiformes; Poeciliidae
Gene: rad51ap1
Product: RAD51 associated protein 1
Exons: 12
Coding region: 1745-2674 (309 amino acids)
Biological process (GO): interstrand cross-link repair; double-strand break repair via homologous recombination
Molecular function (GO): double-stranded DNA binding; single-stranded DNA binding
Source: RefSeq, a predicted model, not a curated record
GCGUACACCUGCCGGGAGCCCUCCAGGUUGAAUAGGAUGCUGUUCCGGGUGGAGUAGUAUAUGUCACGGUUGUUCUCCAGAAGCUUGUGGUUGAACAAACAUUCCUCCCUGAGACAAACAGACUGCAAGACGAAAAAGAAAAGCUUCUUCAUCCUUCUGAGCUGAAGCGGUUUUGCGUGCGAGGAGACAUGAAUCCAAACAUGAGGUCAGGACAGACGGCGGGUUUGCAGCAGCAGAGGAAUAUAAAUAACAACACUGAAGCGUCCGCCUGCGGAACAACCAAACAUGGACACCAGCUGUGCUCCUAGAGAGCCUCACUCCAACUACCACUCUGAGGAUGGACCCCACCUUUCGCCUAAUGACCGCAAAAACCCCCAGGGACUCUGCAUCCACAGAUAGAGACGAAUUCUUCAGUAUUAUUAAAAUUAAUGUCUAAUAUGUCCAGAUUUUGUAGAAAAUGCACAGGCUUAUAAUAAAAUAUCCUUAACUUUGUUAGAUGACUGCAUUUAAACUGUUUAAAGACAUGUGACUAUAUUUUAAGUAAAUUAUGUUAUUUUUUAACUUUGGUUCCCCACACACUUCCACAUGUGAGCUUGUGCAAACUUAUGUUUGGCAGCAUGGUACUGGAAGUGUGGGAUGAGUCAUUUCUAGGCUUUAUUGGCCAGUGUCUCAACACAUCCUCAUUUUAAUUUAUUCCAAGUAGUAGGAAACAGCAAAAAAGAAGACACUGUUGUAUAUAUUGUUUUCAUUGAGAUCUAAAAAUAUGAUUUUAGUGUUAAGUUAAUUUGAAUAGAUGGAUUUACUUUAUAAUUUUAGCUGAGGAAAAAAAUUAGUGUGUAGAUUUUAAAAGAUACCUAGAUGGUAAGAAAGCGUUAGUGACAAAAAGUUUAUAACAUUGUGCAGUCUUUCAUGUUGGAAAAGCUGGCAGUCCAUCUGUAUUAAACAACACAUUUUGAAUAAAAAAUUGGAUAAGAGAAUAUUAACAAUUGCUUGAAAACAAUAUAUUGUCUUCUGACUAAAGCCUUCUGACUUACUCAUCAAAAGUCAUAUUAUGACAAAAAGUACCAUGAAGUACAUUAAAAACAUGUCAUAGCAUGAUACAAUAAAUAAUGUUUUAAUACCAAAAUACAAUAAAAAUAUGUUACUCAUUUAGAGUUUUACGUGGAAUCAGCUAAGAGUAUAUAAAUAUAGCUGUAUGACGGUCUGUGUUGGUCCAAUAUUCAGCGGUUAUGCAAAGCUACAGGCAUAAAUUUACCUUUCCAAUAUGGCGACAUCGCUGGCGUUAAAACGACUGUUAACCCCAGCACGUACGUCAAACGAAGCAAAGAAGCACAUUCGUCACUUAAUUAGCUAAUAAAAAUAUUGUUUAUUUCUUUGUUAAUAUUAUUUUAUGUAUUUAUACAGUUUUGUUUAUUUAGAAGAAAAACAAACCGAAAAAAAAUAAAAUCGUUGAAGGUAGAGACGAAUCAGCUCGGUUGUUCCGUCAUAUUGGUCAACAAAACGUCACUUCCGGUGUGAUCUGGCGGGCUGGUUGAAAGCAGGGAAGACGCCUUACGACAAUACUUAACUAAAGCUGAAAUUGUUUUUGAUAAGAAAGUAAGAGUAAAGUUUUAAGUAGCCUGAGGUUAGCUUCUUCGGACACAUUUAGCAUUAGCGUACUGCCACUGCAGCUGUUCGUGUUUAUAAACCAGCCGUUAAUGUUUCAAGAAUAAAAACAAAAUUUAGCUUCACAUUUACUCUGGACAUGGACCGACCAUCCAGGAAGACGAAGGUUGUGAACUACUGUGAAAACAAAGAUUUUGAUGAUGAUGAGGAUUUUGCCUGUUCAAAAGCACCGCCCAGCAAAAAGGCCAGAGAGGAAACGAAACACGAACAGAAGAAACCUUCAGUCAGGUCCUCCAGCCCAACAACGGCUCAGAGCGAGAAGAGCAGAAAACCGCUGGAUGAAAGGUUGCAUGAAAGAGAUCUUGAAGCAGCCAUCACGCUUUCUUUACUCAAUAACUCAGAAGGACUAAACGAUUCUCCCACCACAGAUGUUAAAGCUCAAAGCCCUGUCGAUGAAAACACAGAUCCAGCUUCUUUGCUUCUGUCCAACUGCAGCGUGGACGGAGCAGUUUUAGGCCUGGAUGAAAUCACAUCAGAGAAAGCAUCACCGGCUGUCAGACAAAGGAAGACCUCGACUAAAUCAGCUGAGGUGCAGAGAAAGGAAGAUGAAGACUACAAACCCAAAAACACUCCAGAUUCAGAGAGCGAUGAAGAUUUCAGUGAGCCUGAGGAGAGCGAGGACGAGGAGUUUACAGUGAAGAAAUCCAGCAAGGCUAAAAGGAAGGAGAAAGUGUCCAAGAAAGACAAACCCAAGCCAAGUCCCGCUCCCAGAAAAGAAAAGAAACAAUCACGGUCUUCACUUUCUAAACCACAGGCUGCAGGAGUUUCCAGAAGUCCCCCAGCAGCCAAACUGGUUCCCAGUAAGCCAGCUUCAUUCAAUGUGAAGCCUGUGAGCUCUGUGAGUCCAGCAGGGGGCAGGAUACCCAAGUGGAACCCGCCAGCUCAGGUCGGGAAAAGUCCGACCUCAUCCCAGACGCCGGCGGUGAAGUCUCCCAGUGCCGGGCUGAGACUGGGCCUGUCCCGCAUGGUCCGGGUCAAACCGCUCCACCCGAGCGUCGCCAGUCACUAACAGAUAAUCUGUCAAUGUUUUUAAUCCCGUUUGACCUCAGUCUCCACUGAGAUUCUUUUCAGUUUGAAUUAGUUCAGAAUGAAUCUUUUCUUUAGUUAGAUUUCCUCACAUCCUCUUUUUUUUGUCGUUUUGAAAACAUUUUACUUAUCUUUAUCUUGUAUAUUCUGUACAUAAACAAAAAAAUAAAUAAAGUUUAAAA